AUGAUAUAUUUUGAUAUCCCCCCAAAGAAUAAUCUUUCAUAUGAAAUUUACGAUGCACAAUCAUUAAUUGAUAUCAAGAGGAUACAUUCAUCUCUGAAUAAUUCAUGUGGAUUUAACAGUCUUGAAAAUAAAGGAAAAUAUAAACAAAAACAAUUUGAAGAAUAUUUGAUUUUUUUGCAAGAAAAGGAUAAUAUAUACAUUAACAAUAAUAAUCAAAUCGACAGAAAUGAAAACCAUUUUAAUAUAAUAAAAAAUAAAACAGAACAUAAAAAAAAGGAAAUCUACAAUGUAACAACUUAUACAGAUAUUGUUGCUGAGCAAAAUCCACAAGAAAAACAAAAAGGGCCAUAUUCACAUAAUCAAUAUUAUAUGAAUCAUAACUAUAAUAAGCAUUAUAUAAUGGAUAGACAUCAUCAAAAUAACACACAUGAUAACAUUAAUAAUCAUUAUAUAGGACAUAAAGAUCAUUUAUAUGACACACAUUAUACUAGUAAUAAACAGAAAAAACAAAAGAUAAAUAUCAAAACCAAAAUUAAAGCAUAUAUAUCUAAAUUACGUAUAUCAUCCAAAAUAAACAAAAUACAAAAUAUAUUAUAUAAAGUAAAUAUUAUCAAAAAAAAAAACAAAUCUCUAAAUAAACCUAAAGCAUACUCAUUUUUUAAAUUCAAAUUUUCUACACUACAAAAAGAAUAUCAUAAAAAAAAAAAAAACAUAUACAAAAACAAAAUAGGUAAGCAUACAAUGGAAAAUUUUAAAUUUUCAGACAAUAAUUUACCUUUAUAUAAAGAUCAUUUUUCCUCUAAAUAUGCUCAAAAUAAUAAUUAUGGAUAUACUUCAGUUAAUAUGAAUGAACAAACACAUUUUUGUUAUACUAAUCAAGAAGAUGCACAUAAAAAGAAACAACAAAAUUACCAACAUAUGAAUGUAAAAGUUCAAAUUUGUUCAAAUAUGAUACAAGAUAAAAAGGACAAUGAAAAACAUUGUAAAAAUUGCAAACCAUUUAUAAUUAAUUUUGAACAAAAUAUUAAUAAUUUGGAUAAGAAAAAAAAAAUAAAAAAUAAAAAAAAAAUGACAAAAGCCAAAUAUAAGAAAAAUGAAAAAUUUUCCAAUAAUUACAUAGAAAAUUAUCAAAAUUGUAUCAAAUUAUAUAAACUUCACAAAUAUAUAAUGAAUAAUAUAUUAAAGAACAAACUUAUAUAUGAAGUAUACAUAAGACAUAUAUUACAAACUGAAUUUUUUAAAAUAAUGUUUGUUCUUUAUCUAGAAGAAUUAUGUUAUAGCAUAAAAAAAAUGAAUUAUAGUAAUCAGUAUUGUACAUUUAUCAAAUGGAUUAAUAAUAAUAAUAAUAGCAUAUAUAUCAAAUAUAUGAUAACAUAUAUUUUUCAAAAUAUAUAUCAUGUAAAAAAUGAAUUAAAGGAUAUUAUAAACUUCAAAAUAUUUUACAAGGAUCAUACCAACACACACAUUUUAAUAUAUAUAUAUAUUUAUUAUUAUAUAUAUUCUAUGUAUUUAAAAUUUAAAAUAAAUAAGCAUAGCAUUCUUUCUACGAAUAAAUUUUUGUUUAAUAAGGAUACAUUCAAUAUAUCAGAUAAAUUUAUCUUGUUGUCACAUAGUAUAAAUGUCCUAGUACAUAAUAUAUACAAAAUAUAUAUUCUGAACCAAAUAUGUAAAUAUUUUAUAUAUUUAAAAUUGAACCUAAUAAAUCAACUAUUGUAUAUAAUUCCUUUUGAUAGUACCAAAUUGCAUUUUCCGCAAUCCCAAUAUUAUGAAAAAAGUAUGCUUAUUUACAUCCAAAUUUUAUAUCAUAUAUUUUUUUGUAUUCAUCACUUCAUAUCAUUUUUUCAAAAUGAAUUAAAAAUGAAGAAAUAUGAUAUUUCAUCUAUAUGUGUAUAUUCCAUAUCACAAAUAUGCUUAAAUUAUAUUUUACAGAAUUAUUAUGAUACAUUCGAAUAUCACAACAUAACAGAUAAAAAUGAUACUAUAAAUAAUUAUAAUAGUAGUAAUGAUAACAAUUCUGUUGAUAAAUAUGUUAUUUCAUGUCUUAUGUACAUGAAUAUAUAUAUUGAAGAAUCCAUCAUCAUAAAAUAUAUUAUAAUAAUUUUAUUUUGUAUUCAUUGUGAUUUAUUUUUCAAAUAUAUUUCCUAUUUGGAAAAUAUAUACAUUUCAAAAAAAAAUAUUCCUUUAUAUUGUUAUAAAGAGAGUCAUCAUAUAUCAUUAUAUAAUUAUAUAGAGAAGAUUAUUUCAUCUAUCUUUUUGUUUUAUUUUAUUUAUUCCGAAUUUGAUAUAUAUCAAAAUGUUAUAUAUUUUACAAAACAUUUACACAGGAUGGCACAUAUCUUACAUUUUUGUGAUCAACUAAAUAUAUCAUCAUCCUACAUUCAAAAAAAUAUAUAUUUUCUAGACGAAUAUAUAUACUAUAAAUUUUUUAGUGUAUUCAUUCAAAAUAUAUUGUAUAAUCUUAUGCCUUCAACAUCUGCAAUAAGAAUUACAGAAAAUGAACGUAUUUGCUAUCUACUAUCAUUGUUAAAAAUAAUGAUAUGUUAUAAUUAUUAUUAUAACAUAUUAAUAAAAGGGAAUAUCAAAAUAAAUUUCAUUCGAAGGGAACCUCUCUUUAUUUUGAACGAUAUAGAGACCAUAAAAAUAUUAAUCAAGCCAUUAGCUUAUAAUAUUCUGUGUAACAAUAUUUAUAAUUAUUAUCGUAAUAAACUUGAUAUUAUUAUUGCUUUAUAUAAUCUAUACACAAUAUAUAAUAUAUUACCUUAUGAAGAUAAUAUUAAAUCAUUUAACCCAUCGAAUUAUUAUAUCCCUUUAAAUGAUGAAGACAAUAUAAAGAAAACUCAAGUUGUAUUUUUACCUAAAUCAUUAAAAAUAAAACAAAAACUUUUGGUUAAAAAAUAUAAUGGAAUGCAUUUUUAUGAAAACAUAAAUAUCGAUUAUUAUUUUGAUAAAUAUAAAAGUGAAAUAUAUAGUGAUCAAUAUGAUCAAAUUAAAAAGACGGGAGAAUACUUAAAUAUUUUCAAACAAAAAUAUAAAAAGAAUGAUAUUGCAAAGAAUGAAUUAGAAAAAAAAAAUUACAUUAUAUAUAAAAUGAAAAAGGAAUUAAAAAUUUUGAUUAAUUAUAUUAUAUAUUAUUACAGUAAAUUAAUUUUUAAUUAUUAUAUAUAUUAUAUAUUACCAUAUGAAAAAGGAACAUUUAUCUAUAAAAAAAAUGAACAAAGAAAUAUAAACAUCUAUUAUAAUUACCUGAAUAAAUAUAAAAAUUUAAAACCACAACAUAUAUUAAAUGUAUCUACAAAGAUUAACAAUGAUAAGAAUAUGUAUAAAUUUUUAAACAAAAUAUAUAAUAAUAAUAUAUUUACACAUAUAUGUGCAACAUGUAAUAUCAACAACAUUAAUCUAUAUCAAAGAUAUUUAAAAUUUUAUAAUUGCUCUAGAAUGCAUAUUAAGCAAAUAAAGAAAAAUUUUAUGACAAAAAAUAGAGACACUAAUAAAUGUACUACAGUAAUUUUGUUGGGUAGUGACCAAGAAAAAGAAUACAAAAAAAAGCAGAUUCCUGGAACUCCUGUCUCAUUGAAAAAUAUAUUUAGAAAGAUUUGCAAACAAUGGAGCAUUAUUAAAAAGAAGGAAAAGUAUAUAGCGCUAUUUAUUUAUAGCAUUAUGAUAAAAUUAUAUGCCGAAAGGGAUAAUAUGCAUGUACAUGUUUCCAAAGAACGAAAUAAUAUGAAAGGUAAUAAUAGAAAAGGAAGUAAUGAAACAUCUGAUAACAGAAAUAAUAAAAACAAUAAGUGUUACAACAAGAAAAAUAAUAAUAAAAAUAAUAAUAAUAAUAACUGUUAUAAUAAUAGCAGUUAUAAUAGUAAGAACAAUAACCACAACAAUAAUAAUAACAGCAAUAAUAACAAUAAUAGUAAUAAUAAUAAUAAUAAUAAUCCAAAUGAUGAUAAUAAUGAAGACGACAAAAAUAACAACAACAAAAACACUGACAAGAAUAACAAAAAUAAUAAUAUUAAUACUAAUAGGAGAAGACGAAAAAGAAGAAAUGAUCAUGAUGACAAACGAAUAAAUAAAAGAAAUAAAAAUAUUAAUAAAAAAGCUACAACUAGUAAUAUAGAUAAGAAAAAAAUUAACACCAAAAGAAAAAACAAUCAAAGGGAUAGAUCUAAUGUGAAUAUAAUUAAAAAGACACAAAAUGAAAGCUCAAAGGAAAAUAUAAAUAAUGAUAAUAUUCGUAUGCAAAAGAAUAAAAUGAAUGAAAAAGAUAAUAUAAAGGCACAAAUUAUGAAUAAUAAUAUAACUGAACAAAAAAAAGAAUGUAAUACUAUACAACAGAAAAAAGAAAAUAAAACUAUACAACAAAAAAAAGAAAGUAGUACUAUUCAACAGAAAGAAAAAAGUAAUAAUAUUGAACAAAAAAAAGAAAAUAAUAAUGAAAAAAAACGCGAAAAUAAUACCGAAAAAAACCGAGAAAAUAAUAAUAAUAAUGAAGAAAAACACGAAAAUAAUAACGAAAAAAACUGCGAAAAUAAUAAUAAUAAUAAUGAAAAAAAUCGAGAAAAUAAUAAUAAUGAAAAAAAAAGUGAGAAUAACGCUAAUAAUUCUAAUCCUAAGGAAAUAUUAAAAGAUAUUAUGUUUUGUUGUAACGCAUUAAAUGAAUAUUCAGCUUAUAUAAAAACUUUAGAUUAUGAUAUAAAAUUUGGUAAUACAUAUGUUAAAUUAAAAAAGAAAUUAAGUUCUCAAAAUAAAUGUCAAUUCGAAGUAUAUGAAGCUGAAAUUGUAGCAGUAGAUAAUUUCUGUAAUUUUCUAUAUCCAAAAAGGGAAAAUUUUGAUAACUUCUUUUAUGUUUUAAAAAAAUAUAUUAAUAAUUAUGAUUAUUUAAAAAUCAGUGCAAAUAAUUUAGAAGGAUUAAAUACGAAUUCAGAAAAUGAAUAUGCCAACGCAAUUAUAGACAUUGAUGAAAAAAAUAUACAUGAUUUUAUAAGAACUUGUGAGGAUUUAAAUGCUAUUUUUAAAUAUAUAGUGGAUGGUAUUUUACAUUCUCAAAAUUAUUAUAAUCAAAAUUUACCUUUCCCUACAAAAAAUAAUAUAAAUAAUAUAAACACACAUCCAAAUAUAUUGUCUUUUAAUAUGAAAGAUAAUAAUAUGAAUAUACAAUUUAAUAAUGAAAAUAUAUGUUCCAAUUCUAAUGAACAUUUGAAGAAUUGCGACAAGGAUUUGGAAUUAUUGCGAAAUAUAAAUCAAAGUGUAAAUAUGGAAGAAGAAAAAAGGAAAGAAAUUAAUAAUAUUCAUACUAAUGAUUAUAUGAACAAAAUUAAUGGUAAUAAUAAUAAUAAUAAUAAUAAUAACAGUAUCAUUGGAAAUGUUGUAAAUAACAAAAAUAAUGUAAAUGAUAUGUAUAGCUCAAGAAUAGUAAAUAUACAAAAAAAUGUUAUUACAGAUAGUAAUAUAGUAGAAACUAAUUCUUUCAAUAAAGAAAAUAAAUCUAUUAUAAGUACAGAUAAUAAUUUUAUUAAUUCAAAUUUUCAUUAUACAAGUGUAAAAAAAAAUUAUAAUCAAAUUAAUUCCAAUUUGUUAAAUAAUAAAAAUAGUAGUGCAAGUUGUUCAGUUGUAAAAAAAGAUCAAAAAAGAGAAAGUUUCAGACCUAAUGAAAGUAUAGGACCUGUCAUGUUAAAAUCAACUAAUAGUAGAAUUAUAGAUAAUGAGAAAAAAGAAAAAGAUCAUCCCAUAAACAUUUUUAAUAAUAGUACAUAUAAUAAUAUCAACUUUCUUAAUGAUGAAAAUUUUGUCAAUCUUCAAAAUGGGCCAUUUAAUUCUAACAUGAUAAAUAAUGCACAAAUUAUAAAUAAUGGUGACAUAUCAAAUAAUCAAAAUGUAAUUAAUAAUCCCAAUUUAUCAAAUUAUCAAAAUUUAUCAUAUUAUCAAAACUUAUCGAAUAUUCAGCAUAUGUCUUAUAAUAUAAAUAGUACGAACCUAUUAUUUGAUAAUGUUCUAUUAAGCGAAGAUAUAUUAUGCCAACACCUAAUUGAAGCAACACGCACAGUUAAAGUCUUAAAAAAAUUUGGUUAUAAAUCGUUGUAUGAUAUUUUGAAAGAUAAAUAUAGACAUUAUCUAUUAGAGAAAAUGAAUAUAGAAUGUACUACUCUGUAUAAUAUUAUUAAACAUAUAACUAAAUAUAAUUAUAUUAAUGAUUCUAUAAAUAACCCAUUUACUAUAUAUCAUAGAACUAUUAACAAUAUAUCAAAUAAUAAAUUUGCUAUCAAAAUAUUAAAUAUUCAUUCAUGUAAUAUAUAUAAAUUAAAAUAUAAAGUACAUAGUUUGUUAUCAGAAGGAAAACAACUAAAAAAUGUCAACAAAGAAAUAGCAGAUUAUAUAAAAAAUCAUUAUUUGUUAAAAAAUAGAUAUAAAUUCACUAAAGAUAUAAAAGAAGUAAUUACUUAUAAAAACAAUAUAACAAAUGAGAAGAACAAUAAUGAGAAUAUAUUUAAAAAUUAUAUCAUUCCAAAUGUUAUACAAAAUGAUAUUCAUAUUAAUAAUAAUGUAAAUCUAAAUGGAUAUAAUACUUUACAUUAUAACAAUAUUAUGAAAAAUCAUUUCUUGGAAGAAUAUCAUAAUGUACCAAAAAAUUUUGAUAUAUCUACAAAUAAAAAAAAUAUUAAUGGUAAUGAUACGAAUAGUAGCACAAAUAAUAUUGAUAAUAAUUCUCAUAAUAAUUCUCAUAAUAAUAAUAGUAAUAUUCAUAAAAUUAAUAUGACACUACAAAAUUAUAUGUUGCAAAAUCAUUUUACACAACAUAUAUGUAAACAGUGUCUAAACACAUUUUAUGAUGAAAAGGAAAUCUCCCUUUUUAAUCAACUAAAUGAAAUUGCAAAUAAUUUCAUUGAUCAAAUGUGUAUCCCUACCAGUAAUAAUAAUAUAUCAUCAAAUGGACGAUCCUCUAAGAAAAGAUUAGGUGGAGAUAAUAAUAAUGAUAAUGUAGCUACUUCUAAAAACGGAGAAUGUACUGAAAAAAAUAACGACCAAACAAAUACAAAUAGAAUGCAACCAGAAAUGAAGAAAAGUAGAAAGGGGUCAAGAGGAAAUAGCAAAAAUAGAGCAAAUACACAAAAUGUUACAUCACGCGAUAUACACAAAUUGAAUGAAGAAAACAAAAAAACAAAUAACGAAGUAUCUAAAUCUGAAAAAUAUAAUAAUUAUAAUAAAAAUGACAAAAAAUCUCAAGGGGAUAAAAAUAUUUAUGGAAUUCAUAAAGAUAGAAAAAAAGAAGAUAAUACAAAAGAAAAAAAAAAUAUAAAGGAAAUUAAGAAGGAUAAUAACUAUGACUUAAUGAAAAAUAUCAAUUCUGAAAAAUCUCAUAUUUUAAAAGAAACCAAAUUAAUAAACAAAAACAAUAAACAUAUAAAAAAUAAAGAGAAUAUACAAAAUGUACAAAAUAAUAAGAACGAAAAUUUAAUAAAAGCAAAUAAAAUUAACAUGAAUCAUAAUAUAUAUAUGGAUAAUAAACCAAUACAAAAAAGUAUUUAUUCUAAUAUGAACGAAACAUUACCUAACUUUUUUCCUCGUUACACAGAAAAUACAUCCUCGUUCUUUAAUCAACUUUAUAAUGUUGCUAUAUGUAAUUCUUUACAUAAUCAAUCAAUGAAUCAGUUAUCAUAUGAUAAUAGAAAAAAUGAAAUGUUUUCUUGUGAACCAUUUAAUUUUUAUAUAAAUCAUAUGAGAAAUAUAAAAUAUCAUUUGUGUCCAGCAUGCAAAAAUAGAAAGGAAGAGUAUUACAAAUAUGAUAUAAAUGAUAAAAAAAAUAAUAAGAUUUUUGGACAAACAUAUGAUACAUAUGAAGAAUAUGAAAAAUAUAUAUCAAACGAAAUAAGGAAAAUACGAUAUAAUUCUAUACCCAAAUAUUUAUGGUCUUCUGUUGGAAUUACUAAAGAUAAUGAAGAGGUUUUAGGUGUAGCUAUGCAAUUGAUUGAAGGAUGUACCUUAACUUAUAUUAUACAAAAAUUAAAGGGAACUGACAAUGUAAAUUAUGGAUACUUCUUAUUAGAUAUAGCUAAAAAAUUAGUAAAACAAUUAAAAAUAAUAUGUGAAACAAUACAUAAUCCAAUCAUUAAUUGGGAUACCAAACCAGGAAAUGUAAUGGUACAAUAUCAAAUGAAAAAUUCAAAACUUACAUGUAAAAAUGUUACUAUUAUUGAUAUUGGUGAUGCUUUACCUGGAAAAGCCUUUUAUUUCCCAACUAAUCCUUCUUACUAUGAAAAAAUUAAAAUGAACAAUUGCCAAAAAAACUUCAAUAAUUUCUUAUAUUAUGUUAUAUGUACUAAAGGAUAUUGCUCACCUGAAUGUGCUCUUUUAGUUUUCUUACUAUCAUCAUUAAAUAAAUCUGAUCAAUUUAGAAAAUCCUGGUAUGGACAAGAUUCAAAUAUUUUUCAUAUUAAUAAAACAAAACAUUUGAGAAUUAAAUAUAGAUGGAAAAAAUUAUUAGAACUUCGUUAUAUACAACCAAUAAUAAAAAAAAAUGAACCUUAUUAUUAUCUUCAUGAAAAUGUUAUAAAAGGGACUACCAGUAAAUGUGAAAAUUGUCUUAAUCAUGAAUCUUGUGAUGAUUCAAGUACUAUAAAUAAUAUAUCGGAUAAUCAAAGAUCGUCUAUUUCUAGGAAUGAUGUAAAUAUGUAUAUGAAUGCUGGUUCUCAAGCAGUUCACAAAGGUGCAGCAUAUAAUAUGGGAUACCCUAGUAAUAUGAAUAAUAUGAAUAAUGUGAAUAAUCUGAAUAAUGUGAAUAAUAUGAAUAAUGUGAAUAAUAUGAAUAAUAUCAAUAAUAUCAAUAAUAUCAAUAGUGUCAAUAAUAUCAAUAAUAUCAAUAAUGUGAAUUAUAUGGGAAACAUUAACAAUAUGAGUAACAUUCAAAAUGUCAUAAGUGCUGAUAAUUUAAUCCAUAUAAACAACAAUAAUUUUAAUAAUAUUAUAACUGCUCAUAACCAAGGUACCGAUAUAAAAUAUGAUACAAAUAAAUCAUAUGACAAUAGCACAAUUCCUCGCGAAAAUAGUUGCCAGAACUCGUCAAAUGAAAAUGUAAAUAAUUUAAUCAAUAAUAAUGAUAAUAAAGAUAGAAUAAAUAAAAAGAAUAGCAAUAGCAUGAACAAUAAUAAUAAUAAUAAUGAUAAUCCCAGUAAUUAUAAUAAGAAAGAAAAAAAACUUCUAAAUGAAGAAAUAGAUGAUGCUUUAGAAAAUUAUUAUUUAUAUAAUGUAUGCACACAUGAUAUUAAAGACGAAGGAGAAAAUGAACAUUAUUCUGAUAAUGAAGAAAUAAAACAAUAUUUUUCUGAAAAAGAGAAAGUAAUAAAAGAUAUAGAAAAUAAUUAUAAUGAUGAAAAAAAGAAAAAGAAAAAAAAAGAAUAUGAUGGAUAUAAAUUACAUAAUAUAGAUACAUGGAUAAUUAAAUUUACAUCCAAAACAACAAUAUUUAGUGUUGGUUUAGUAUUAUGUCAAUUAUUCGGUGGACAUAAUUUAUUAAAUAUUGUUAAUAAAAAUGAAGUUAAAGUAGUUGAUGUACUAUGUGAAUGGAAUUGUAAAAAUAGUUCAAAUAUUUAUUCAGAAGAUCCAAAUAUUACUAUAGAUGAUUUAUUACCAAACAAAGGUAUCUUUUCUAAUGAUAUGUGGAAAAGUAAAAUUAAACUUAUUAUAGAAAAAUGUCUACAAUUUAUACCUUCUAGAAGAUGUACUUUUAAAGAAUUAUAUGAAGAUAUUAAAAAACUCCAAGAAGACUAUGAAGAAUAUUAUAAUAUAAACACUAGCGAAUCCAACACAACCCAAUAG
Plasmodium adleri (nom. inval.) is the source of this 9804-nucleotide messenger RNA. RefSeq names its product conserved Plasmodium membrane protein, unknown function. Lineage: Eukaryota; Apicomplexa; Aconoidasida; Haemosporida; Plasmodiidae. The record is from RefSeq and is a predicted model, not a curated record. The coding region runs from base 1 to 9804 and encodes 3267 amino acids. The transcript has a single exon.